AUGACAAGUGUGCGAGAAAGCCAAACUUCAAAGCACCGGAGCAACCCUGCACAGCGUGCAGAGUACCUUCAGAGGGCCACCUUCAAUUACAGGCUGAGCCGCGCACGUCGCCUCAUUGAAAAUGCAUUCAGCAUUAUGUCAAGUCGGUGGCGGAAUCUCCACAGAGCCUUUAGGGCCUCAGAGACCAACACCGAAAACAUCAUCCGGGCAUGCGUCGUGCUGCACAAUUUCAUGUUCCAGAAGUCGCCACAUGCAAGGCUGACAUAUAAUCCACCAGGCUAUGUGGACCAUGAGGACUGGCAGGGCAGCUGCAUGGAAGGAGCUUGGAGGGACGGCGACGAUGACCCCUCUAUAUUUAGGGAGCCCACUGCGUCUGGCUGUCACUCCGCUAGAGUGGCGAUAGAUGUCCGGGAGAAGCUUGCCGAAUUCUUUAUGAAUGAAGGCCAAGUUCCGUGGCAAGAGCGCAUCGUCACUCGGGCAGGUCAGCGGGUAAACUAAAGCCUGAGUAAAGGCAGAU
Molecule: messenger RNA, 517 nt
Organism: Rhipicephalus microplus (southern cattle tick)
Lineage: Eukaryota; Metazoa; Arthropoda; Arachnida; Ixodida; Ixodidae
Source: RefSeq, a predicted model, not a curated record